AUGGCCGACGACGAGCGCCGUGCGAAGCGAUCUCGCUUCGACCAGACUGAGCCAGACCAGCGUCGCCAAUCCAGGUUCGACCGCCGCUCUCGAUCGCCCACCUCGCGCCAGUCCGAGUCGACAAGGCAUCGCAGCCCGUUAGGUCGAGAAGUUCGCAGUCCUGGUGCUGAGGCUCCCAAGUCUGCAAGCCCCCAUGAUCCUGCAGCUGCAGCAGCUGCCGCCGCCGCCAAAAUCAAUGCGCAGUUGCAAGCCAAAAAGGGAAUCCAGCAUAUCGACGUCCCUCCCAUCCGUUCGACCGCAAGUCCCGCCGCGAACGAUUCCGAAGGCGCUGCCAAGCUGGAGAAAGAGGUUUAUAUCGCCGACGGAGACUACAUUAGAGAUAUCGAAGUCAAUGACUUGCGCAACCGCUACACUCUGACCAAAGGGUCCACGCAAAAGAUGAUUAAAGAUGAAACUGGCGCCGAUGUCACUACCCGUGGAAGCUACUACCCAGACAAGUCCAUGGCCACGGCUGCGAACCCACCGCUCUACCUGCAUAUUACUAGCACCUCCCGAGACGGCCUCGAAAAGGCUAUUGCUCGUAUCGAAGAGCUCAUGAAGCAAGAACUUCCCAACCUCGUGGAUGAGCGCCGGUUCCGCCGGCGGGAACCAGAGGCUGUGGAAAGAGAUGAAUUUGGACGGAGGAAAUGGCCCGAGGAGCGUAUUCCCGUCGAUCUGGAGCCGAUCCAAGGUUUCAAUCUUCGGGCUCAGGUUGUUGGCCAGGGCGGAGCAUAUGUCAAGCAUAUCCAACAGAAGACCGGCUGCAAAGUCCAGAUCAAAGGACGUGGGUCCGGCUUCAGGGAGAUGUCCACCGAUCGAGAGAGCGAUGAGCCCAUGUAUCUGCAUGUUGCAGGUCCCGACCCUAACCAAGUACAAAGCGCCAAAGAACUCUGUGAGGAUCUUUUGUCAAAUGUCCGGGAGCAAUACCAACGCUUCAAAGAAAACCCUCCUCAGCAUGGCUAUGGUGGCUACGGCCAGCGUGGAGAUCGCCAUUACAGUGGAGGAUAUGGUGGAGGACACGGCGGAGGACACGGCGGAGGAGGACAUGGUGGUGGCUACGGCGGAUAUAACCAGCAUAAUCAACAGUCUCCGCCUUCAGCGUCAAUGAGCCCGGCUGGCCAGGGUGCCCCAGGCGAAAGUGCUCCUGGAGCCGCCAACUCGGAUUACGCUGCUCAAUAUGCGCAGUAUUACGGCGGUGGCGCGGACCCGUACGCAGCAUACGGGGGCUACCAGAAUUAUGUUGCUUACUAUCAGUACUACCAACAAUGGGCUCAGCAGCAGCAAGGGGCGACGGCGACUGAUGGCAGCGCUCCUCCACCACCACCUCCUUCAAACGACGCUCCUCCCCCUCCCCCUCCUGGUGCAGGAUCUGGAUCGCCGCCGCCACCUCCUCCCCCUGGUGGGAGUUACAAUUCGGUUCCUCCUCCACCCGGCUUAUAG
Messenger RNA from Talaromyces rugulosus, 1479 nucleotides. RefSeq lists its product as uncharacterized. The record is from RefSeq and is a predicted model, not a curated record. Gene Ontology annotation, molecular function: RNA binding. The transcript is spliced from 9 exons. The coding region runs from base 1 to 1479 and encodes 492 amino acids. NCBI's taxonomy places the organism in Eukaryota, Fungi, Ascomycota, Eurotiomycetes, Eurotiales, Trichocomaceae. Gene Ontology annotation, cellular component: nucleus.